AUGAGCAUUGCAAUAGGCAAUAGCUAUUGCAUAUUAUUAUUAUUUAUUAUUUUCAUCGUUUCAGUCUUAUAGUAUUCAAUUCGAACUCACGUUGUUCGCGAAAUGUUCGAAGGUUGAUUGAGCUACAAAGAAUGUCUAGGGCAACAAAACGUAAACAUGUGCAGAAAGAAAUGCUUACUGCUGAUUGGAAUGGUCCAAUAAAUGAUCAACGCAUUGUUCGCAUAGUUGCUGGCCGUGGCAACAAUCUUCAUGAAGUAUUCUCAGUAGAAGACAAUGAAACAUUUCUUGUUUCAAUGCCAGCUAAGUUCAGGCGAAAUGUGUGGGUGAAACGAAAUGAUUAUGUUGUUAUUGAACCAAUAGCUGAAGGAGAUAAGGUACGCGGUGAAAUUGUACACGUGUUGACCAAAGAAGACAUGAAACUAAUGAAACAGAAAGGAUGGAAGAAGGAAGACAAUUAUGAUAUCGAACCAAAUACAAAUCGGCCUGUUGUUACCACAAUCAGCGACUUGAGUUGUACCGAUACAGACACUGAUCAUGAUGAUCCAUCAGAAGAUACAGAUUAUUCAUCAUGAUCAUGAGAAUACAAUUUUAAAAAUAUAUAUAUAUAAUUUUUGUACAUGUAUUGUGCCAAACCAAGACUAUUCUGUUAAUAAAACGGUAUGUGAUUUAUAUAUUAAGCUUCAAUUUGGAAAAUAAAUUUAAGUAAUUGUAAGUGCUACUAUUAUAUAUUGUAUAAUACUAUAAUAUAAUAGUGUUUAAGUAAUUGUAAUGAUUUGUUCAAUAUAAAAUCUAUUGAAUUUUUUUUAUAUGAAUAAAAAUUUUAAUUCAAAUAAAAAUAAAAUGUAUGAUAA
Messenger RNA from Acyrthosiphon pisum (pea aphid), 851 nucleotides. RefSeq names its product eukaryotic translation initiation factor 1A domain containing (gene Eif1ad). Gene Ontology annotation, biological process: translational initiation. Gene Ontology annotation, cellular component: nucleus. The record is from RefSeq and is marked provisional. Gene Ontology annotation, molecular function: translation initiation factor activity; RNA binding. Lineage: Eukaryota; Metazoa; Arthropoda; Insecta; Hemiptera; Aphididae.